Molecule: messenger RNA, 13292 nt
Organism: Topomyia yanbarensis
Lineage: Eukaryota; Metazoa; Arthropoda; Insecta; Diptera; Culicidae
Gene: Vps13D
Product: intermembrane lipid transfer protein Vps13D
Exons: 10
Coding region: 415-13089 (4224 amino acids)
Biological process (GO): protein targeting to vacuole; protein retention in Golgi apparatus; mitochondrion organization
Cellular component (GO): extrinsic component of membrane
Molecular function (GO): protein binding
Source: RefSeq, a predicted model, not a curated record
UGUUCACAGCGCUGUCAGUGUUCUUCAAUUCAUACCUCGUUCUAGAUUUUCUAUUGAGCUUCUGCACGUUACGAUUAAUUACUAGCAGUUCUCUACGUGAAAAGUGAAAAAAUUGAAUGCGUAAUAUCGCUAGUAAAUGUUCGUAAAUCCUAAAUUUCAGCCUGAAUUCGUAUUAUUCAUCUACGGAUUAGUGUAAAGUUACGUAAUUUCUUCGUGAUAGGCGUGGAAUUUGGUGCGAGAAAACUGCUGCUCGUGGACAGAGGCACUGUUGAAGAAAAAUCAACACGAUUGCAUAAACGAAAAACCACCGAAGGCGAUUUUAGCUUUGGAAGUUACUUAUUUGUGAAGGCAAGAUCUUGGGGAUAAAAUUUAGAUUUCACAGGCUAGGUAGCUGAUGUCCCAGCAUAAGGGAUAAUGCUACGGGAGCUGAUAGCCUGGGUGCUGAACAAUUACCUAGGAAAAUAUGUGGAAAAUCUCAAUACAGCCCAGCUAACAAUUGCGCUGUUGUCUGGUCAAGUCGAACUUGAAAACCUCCCGUUGCGCAAAGAUGCACUUCGCUGUCUGGGACUUCCUCUUCAAAUCAUCAACGGCACUAUCGGCAAAGUGAAGCUAACUGUUCCAGUGCGACAAUUUCGAACAGCAUCCUGGUGUUUGAAUAUUGACAACGUGAACGUAGUUUGCGGCCCGAUCGAUCUGAACGAAUGGAAUAGUGAAAUCGAACAACAAACGGAGCUUGACUUCAAAAUAGCCGCUCUCGAUGGGUUGGAGGCGAAAUGGCGGGCCCAACGAGAAACUCCCCAAACGGAGGGGAGCUACUACGCAUCUUCUUAUUCGGGAUGGCUCAGUUAUGGUACAUCGCUGAUGACCAACAUUGUCGAAAACUUACAACUCAAGGUCAAUGGGAUUCACAUCCGUUACGAAGAUGGACUAACGAUUCCCAACCAGCGGUUUGCUUGCGGAAUAAACAUUGAAGCGCUUUCUGCGCAGAGUUGCGAUGCUAAUUGGCUCCCUGGACAGACGUCAAACUGGGCUCAACAGCAGGUCACAUUCAAGCUGGUUGAGUUGACUAACUUCGCAAUCUAUUGGGAUCCAACCGCCCGAGAGGAACAGGUGUAUAUUAUAAAUCCGAUUAGCGCCAAAGCACAGUUGAAACGUGAUCGCAGUGAAACGCCACUGCGAACCCGCAGUCGGCCGCGGUUGGUAUGCGAUUUGAUAUGGGACGAGAUAAAAAUUACUUUUAGUGAUAUUCAGUACAAUCAAAUGAUGCAAUGCGUGCGGGGAUUAGAUGAUAUCGCCCGCUAUCGGCGGUUCAAGUUGAAUCGACCAAACUCUACAAUACAGGACGAUGCAAAAGCUUGGUGGCGUUACGCAGCUCGCUGUCAUGGGUUUAUCAGGCGUACCCAAAAUGAUCCUUUCGAGAUCGCCAAAGAAAAUAUGCGCUACAUUAAAGUGUAUGGUCGAGUGAUUGCUAAUCCUAAUGAAGUACUGUCAAGCGAGAAUAAAUUUUUCAAGGACCGGAUAGAGCGGGAGCGUGAGUUUGAUGAACUGCGUCUGCUAAGAGACAUCUGCAUGAUGCAGAUGCCCUCGCUGGACACAACCUCACAGAUGAAUCAGGGAAAAAGUAUUCUAGUCCAUUUCUUCCCACAAUGGUGGAGUGGGUACAACAAUAACAAUGUAAGUGUGGAAGAUUUACCGUCGUCGAUAGAACCGAUCGAGGACGGUUUCGAACAAAACUGGGGUCAGGAUCAGGAUCUUAGUCCAGUAAGCAGUUUCGAAGACGAAAUUCUCAACGCUUUGGCGGAUUCAGUUGACACAAAUUCUCUAUUAAAACGGGACGCUGUCUUCGGUAAAUUUAAUUUUGUGCUGAAACGAGGUACGAUUGAUUUCUGCAGUGCACUGGAAAUGACCCCGAUGUUGCAAUUUCAGUUUCAAAAUCUCAAGUUGGACUUAGAGACGAGACCACGAAGUGGUUCACACUAUGUUAGUCUUUCCUUGGGAUCCAUCCUGAUCAAAGAUCGCAUCACACCAAAUUCACAGUUUCCGGACUUGGUUAAACCCCAAGCCAAAGAAGAAUUACCAAUCAAUUCUAAGGUAGCUCCAGCUAGAUCAAGAAGUCAAUCGCUGCAACUUCAACCGAUACAACCAAUCUUCGAGAUGCAAUAUGAACGAAAGCCUCUUUCGUACGAUACAGAUUAUCGACUAAUGGUUAAGUCGCAGUCGUUAGAUAUAGUUUACAAUACUGAUGCGGUUAAAUGGUUAAUAGAUUUUCUAACGAAACCUCAUCAGCAAUACGACACCCGCCGAAAGCUGGAGGAUAUGAAGAACAAAACUAAAAUGGAAUUAAUGCGUAACUGGAAAAAUAUUCUGGAAGGGCACUUGAAUACCAGGAAAACGUGGACACUAGAGUUCGACAUAUCCGCCCCUCAGAUCAUAUUUGUGGACAAUUUUGCGGACCGUCAAAAUAGUACAACUGUUGUCGUAGACUUUGGCCGAUUACAGCUUACCAAUGGUAACAAAACAUUUUCAAAAACAGUGAUGAGCAAAAAAACUAACAAUACGGAUGUUUCACCCGAGGUUAAUACCGAAAACGAUGAGGAUGACGCAUUUAUGACUCCGUGUUCUACGCCUCCGGGUUCAGAAGCCAGUACAACCAAUUCUCCAACAUUGGAGACCGCCUUUUCCGAACUACCGGAACUGAAUGCAGCGAGCGCGGAUACCUUGGAUGAGCAUGCUCUCUAUAAAAAAUUAUACGAUCGUUAUCAGCUUCACCUGACCGAUCUUCAGGUGCUGGUGUGUCGAGGAAAGGAACGGUGGAACUUUGCUAGUACCAAGGGUACUUCCACACUCCACGUACUGGAUCGUUUCAACAUAUCCCUACAGGUAGAACGACGAGUAGUGUACACAAGUGACCCACAGUAUCCUAGUUUGACUAUGUCCGGUACUCUUCCGAAGCUGAAUGCACACAUUAACGAGUACAAGUUGUCUACUUUGUUUACCCUUGUCAAUACACUUUCAAAAGUGGGACCAGCUCGGGGAGGUGAGGUACCCGAAGUUAUCGAAAAAUUUAAUUCCAACGGUGAAAACAUUUCCAAAUCACCGAAUGAUGAGAAUAGUACCUCAGAUACCAGUUCGGCCUAUAGGAAAGAAUCGUCAAAUAUAAUUGUGUUUCAAUUCACUAUCGAUCAGCUCUCAUUGGAGGUACAAUCCAGGGGUAGAAGCAUUGCAGAGCUUCAGGUUUCAGGAGUAAAGGCCGGCUACAGCAAACGACCGGAGGAUAUUACGUUAACAUUAUCCGUGCACGGUCUCUUGCUGGCCGAUGCAAUGCAAUCUUUCGGGCCGGAUUUCGAGCUUCUGAUCGCCAGUCAUCGACACGUGGGAAUGGAUAGCUUAUCGGGAAGUCUGCGUCAAAGCGAACCAUGUUCGCCGUGUUCGCCAGGGUCUCCGGAUCCGAAUGUUGACAGUGGACGACCAACAAGCCCGCUUACAAUAUCGAAAGCGCUGAACAAUUUACAAAGAGAAGUAACUUCUCCCACAUGGAAUGCUGCUCAACAUGGGGAUCUAGACGCACUUAUCACCGUAGAGAUAAUAUUCGUUAACAGCGAGAAGGUUGGUGAUAAUCUUCAGGUAGCGAAUAUUCAGUUCAAUAAUCUAGAUAUCAUAGCAAAUCAAGAGACAAUCGUCGAGCUUCUUGGGUUCAUCAAGCGUGUCAUGCCGAAGGCUCCCCCGAAACCACCUGAUCAAGCGGAGCCCAUACCGACACCGGAAAAUAAUCAGGAAUUAUCCACUGGAUCGAUUGCACCAGUACCCGCUGACAGCGUAAACCCGAACAACCUCGGGCGAACAGAGAUUACUUUCGAUUUCCAUCGACUAAACGUACUGAUUCUUCGAGCAUUGAUGCGUGAUAGCUAUUUAGUCGGUAGAAAGGUAGGAACAUUCACAAUGUCCGAAGCUAGGAUCCACGCGUCGCUUGGUUCGAAUAUGACCGUGGAAGGGUCGCUUGGAGGACUGCAAGUACUGGAUCUUACACCAGAAGGUAUCAAUCAUCAGAGGAUUCUUUCGGUGGGCAAGGAUCCCCUAACCGAUCCACCCGACAUGCGUCGUGGACCAGAUUUAAUGACUUCGUUGGCUCAGGAAGUUUACGGUGUACAACAAAAAGACACACUAGAAGGUUUACGAGAAGAAAGGCAAGCACUUUCAUUUUGUGUGUCCAAAGAUGUAAAUGCAGUUAUCGAUGUUCGCGUAAAAAUGGCAUCUGUAUGGUUUAUUCAUUGCGCUCGAUUUAUGCAGGAACUUAGCUGGUGUGCAACGGAAUUUAAGCACUACCUGAAAAAUUUAGCCCGAUCCAUUAGAGACAAGGCCACGGAUAUGGCGCUAGGUCUUGUGCAAUCCAGAAGUGAUUUAUCGAGCAGUAGACCUGAGAGUAUUUACAAUUCGCCGCGUAGAAGUAGACGUCACAGGGUAGUUUCGCUGUCAAAAACUCAAGAAGUUUUGCUCAAUGCUGAAUACACACUAAAGGUCAACAUAACCCUGGAAACCCCGGUAUUGAUACUACCUAGAUCGAGCACUAGUACACAAGUGUUGGUAGCCCAUCUGGGGAAAAUUUCUGUGACUAAUGUCCACAAGUUGGAAGAUAGUACUUCCAGUUCUAGUCAAAAUGAUAUAACUACCACGAUAAUUGCCGAAGAAAACGGCUUUGAUGAACAUAUUACAUUCAACCUUAGUGAUUUAGAUGGCGUUUUCGAGAUUCGGAAUGAAGAGAAAAGCUUUAAAGAAAUUCGCUUCGCUAAGGAGAACUCGAUGGAUUUUAUAGACCAUUCGAUGGAAAAUUUCGACCUCUACAAAAUUGAUAUUAAAAAUAUCAAUCUCUACUCGUUGGAUACGACUAACAGAAAGGGGUUUCGAUUCUCGGCACUACCUCGAGCGGAAGAAUUUUACUCUUGCAAAGAAAAUGCUGUUCCAAUCAUUCAUGACACAAUAUUUUCGUUAGAAAUAUCCCGAGACAGCACUGAAAUCGACAGCGAUGGGUUCAAAAUUUUCGGCUGUGUUGUAAAACCCCUAAGACUAUCGCUUAAACGACAACAGUACGAGCAACUACUGGAAACAAUUGACAAUGUGUUCAAAAUUCCCAGAGAUUUGGUGCGACCACCCUCCGAAUCCGCGGUGCCCGCCAAGCAUCCGGAUAUAAUUGAAGAAUCAACCUUCAAUGCCUAUCCAAUCACUGAAAAGGUCCGCCGUGGUCUCAUGUAUCAAAACAGUUUCGAAGAGCGCCCAUCUUCUUUAAACAUGAAAGUAAACUUCGAACUACCAGCAUUCAUAAUCCAACUCAAUGACGCCAAGAAUGUACCUCAGAUUCAAAUCUCUUUGAGGAAUUUCUCUGUGGCCUUCGAAAAACGUAACGUCUAUGAAACCCACGUUAAAAUCUCACUACGCUCAAUCAUGAUGGAAGAUUUGCUGCAGGCGGAUACUGCCAAAAACCGGUACAUGGUUAUAUCAUCGUCGCAAAGCGACCAUUACGGCAGGCCGGCUUCGUCGUUCGCAUCGCAUUCCUGUCCAAACCUGGUCGGCUUACUAACAAAUAUAGAAGAGCUACCAAAUUCCCUGCCGAACAAUCUUGACGACAAAACUGGAUUCUACUUCUUAACCGCAAACAAGACGCUAUGCCCGGACACUCCUCCACCCUCUCCAUCAGUGCAAAGGCUAAACAGGACGGCCGGUAGUGAUGAAGAAGCCAAUCUCGUUAUCUACACCUCGCUAAUGAUCGAUCCUGCCUGCCCGACAUUUGCUACUCAGUUCCAUUCACUUCAACAGUCCAGUUCGAUCGAUUUCAACAGUCUCGACCUGAUCGUUUCAGUGGAAAGUUGGUUUGUGCUGCUCAACUUCUUCGGGUUACUAAGCGAUGGCGAAUCAUCUAGCAGCAUUCAAAAACCUUCGCCCGAGCAAACAGCCCGAGAAGCACUGUCUAGUGGACACUCAAAACUAGACAUCUCCAUACGCUCGCUUUCGUUAGUUUUGGCUAAACCAGACUAUGAAAUAGCGAAAGCGAACGUUUCCAAUGCACAAUUGACUGUGUCCAAGCGGAAUCACGCUAAGCAAGUCGAAGGUAAAUUGGGAUCGAUAACACUGAGUGAUUUGACGUCUUAUGGAUUCAUCUAUCGGGAAAAGUUUAUGACUACAGGAAAUGAGGCAUUAAAUUUCAUCUACAUACGGGACGAAGCAAAAUCAUAUGCAAGGAAUUUGCAGAAGGAUGCAGUGUUGAAAAUUCAAAUGUCUUCGGUGCGAUUUGUACAUACCAAGCGCUUCGUUGCAGAGAUACAGCUGUUCUUCAAGGAGUUUUCUCAAUUACAAACCCCAGUGAUGCGCAAGAUUAAACCAACGGAUUCUAGAGUGCAUCUUAACGAGCGACCAACCCAAUUGGGCUUGGAAAUCAAUGCCGGCGCACCGAUUCUGAUAUUUCCUAUGGCUUUCAACAGCGAGAAAGUGAUUGUGGCUGAUUUGGGAGAGUUCACAUUGAAAAAUGAAUUUCUGAUGAGCGAUGAUCCUGAAGUGGUCAGCAUAUCCAGCAACAGAAGCGUUAAAGAAGUGCUGGACGUAAUGCAUGUCAAUCUGUUCCACACAGACAUAUUUGCUGCACACCGAAUGCUCAAGCCGGAGGGUCGUCUGGAUACAGCAGUUCAGCUCGACGAAGUUGUGGUUGAUAUGAAAAAUUACUGGCUAAUAAAGCAGGGUCCUAGUCUGCUCAAAGAUACGUGUCAUCUGAAACUGCAAGUCGAACGGAAUAUGGACUCGUGGAAUAGUCAUUUUGUUCCAGAUAUCAGCGUACAUGGGACGCUAUCCAAGCUGGAAGCGGUGCUAGAUCUGCAACAGUACCGACUAGUGCGUGGAUUCUUAUCGUACAAUUUAGGUGAAGCUUUGGACGAGCUGUACCUUCGACCGAUUUACAUUCCAAAUAGUACCCUAAGUUUGAACACCGACUCUGAUCUGAUUGAGGAAGUUUGGAAGAAUCUUUCCAUCCACUUGGAGCUUCAAGACGUGUCCGUACGUUUGGAAGCGUUGGACAGUGAGCGGAAACCCACCCCUUUAGCAUGUAUCAACUUCAUAAAAUCUAAGCUUUUGGUAGAUACUUUGAGUGAUGGAGCACAAGAUAUUGAUUUGGUCUCACAAGAAAUAUUGAUCAAAGAUACGAGAUUUGAUAAACCUCAGUCGCAGGAUGAAGUUAAAAACGUGUUUCCUGAUAUCCUUCAACCAAUCGUAACCAAUCCGGCCGACGGUCAAGUGCAAGCGGAAAUACAUAGCAGACGUCGAAAAGACCUGACCAAAUUUACCAUCCUCCUUAACAAUAUGCGUCUGAUGGCUAUUCUUGAUUGGCUAGAGAAUGCCAAGGAUUUUAUACUGCAACAGGAAGAUCAACCACUAAUUGGUUUGGAACUGAAAGCUAACGAACGAAGUGUCUCGAUGGAUACAAGUAAGCGUGCUCCAACACCCACAGAGGAAAAUCGCAUGGAGCUGAAGCUAAACAUCACCGAUUCCGAACUAGUAUUGGUGGAAAAAACGGACCAGCACGACACCAAUGCCGUCAUCCUUAAGAGUACAACCGUUGUAUCAUACCGACCGUUUGAAAGUUCCAAAACUAUGUCGAUAAAUCUCAACCAUUUAGAGGUAUUUUCCUGUGUUCUCGGAUCCGAGGACGGCACCGCAUUAUCGAUAAUUGACCCGGUUACGAUUAACAUGGAUCUUCGACGGGGCGUUCUAGAUGUCCAAAUGCAAAAGCAACUAUGCAUACGGUUGUCCUACCACGACGUGAAGAUGUUCCAACGUAUGCUGGAAUCGCUCCCGGGUCAGACAAAGUAUGCACGAGACAGCAAACAAGCGAGUGUGGAAGAGAGUCAGGAGGCAAAUACGGCCGUUGAGAAGUUAGUUCUGCUGGGCUUUAAUAGGAGUGAUUGCCUGAAAGCACUUGAGAAGUGCAACUCUCAAAUAGAUGAGGCAGCACUUUGGCUAACGCAGAACUCCGAACCGCAAAGAUACGUAUCGGACAAUCCAAAGGCUAUCGAAGCGAUUGAACUGAAAGCAGCAUGCAUAUCGAUAUGUGUGAUCGACGAUUGUAGGGAUGCAGAUGUACCAUUCGUGGAGCUUUCGUUAAGUAAACUGGAUCUACGACAGGAAUUGGGUCAGUGUACGAUGAUAGCUAAUGGAAGUGAACAGGAUCCCACUAAUGCUAUAGAAGCAUUUUCGACUACCUUCUCUGGUUUCAAGGCAGGUCGAAUGACGGGAGUGUUUGCCAGUGAUUAUUAUAAUCGAGCUUUGAGUGGCUGGGAACCACUGAUUGAACCGUGGAAAGCUGAAGCGCAGUGGGGCUAUAGCCUAGGGCAGACUGGUGCCAGUAGAAAUCGGUUAAACUUAAAAAUUGAAAGCAACGAUACUUUAAGACUGAAUAUUACUAGUACGUCGAUUGACUUGUAUCAACUUGUUAAGGAAAAUUGGACACAGGACUAUUAUAAUUCCACAAAUUUGGCAUGUAAAAGCCCAGUGAACUAUCGAAGAAGGACACCGUUUGUCCCUUUUGCAAUCAAAAAUGACACGGGUGUAAAACUUUGGUACACGACGAUUGUGUCAACGGAAACUUCGAGAUCCAGUACAGUGACGGAUACUGACACCCAAUGGACUCUUGUCGAUACUGGAGGGAUUUCAACAUUCUCUUAUUCUACAAAAAGCAAACAACGGCACCGAGAUACACACAAGUUCAACUUGCAUCAAAUAGCUGUUCGAUGUGACGGUUGGCAAGAAGUGGGACCAAUUUCUGUAGAUCGGGUUGGUACAUUCUUCCGGCAUGCCCGAUCCGAUCUGGUUGAUGACUACUCGCAGGCACCUAGAGCGAGAAUAGUAUUUGGAGUGUCGUUGGAAGGUUCCGCUCAGAAACUAAUCACUGUUCAAUCUGCCUUAAAGUUGAUCAACAAGCUGGACAAUCCGGUACUUGUUAAAAUGGAACAUCUGUACGGACAUUUAAACAUCCGUAACUGGCCAGACACGAAAACGCAAAUUCUCCACUCAAACGAAGUUCUUAAUGUUCCGCUGACUCACGUGCACGCCAUUCUAUAUUUUAGACCUUUACCGGCGAAUCUUGCUUUGCUGGAAGACGUGAGUGCUAAUCAUUCCCGAUCGGAGGAAUUGAGCAAUUCGAGUGACGGGUGGACAUUGUUGCAAAAAUUUGAUAUUCACAAGUCCUUCAAUAACAACAAUAACAACGGCUUUCAAUUUACCGACAAGGGUGUUCGAUGGAAUGAUGCGAUCGAGACAGGGGAAAUUUACCAGGAGCUGCGAACGUGUCGUGGUAUACGCGAACGAUCCUACAAAAUGCUGAUUUCCAUCCGGAAAGAGAGCUACCCCUCAAGGGAUGUAAUUCUGUUACCCGGACAUACGAUCACGCUUUGGCCGCCGAUUAGAAUUCACAACCUGCUGCCAUGCGAUUUGUUGUAUAAACUACCUUCCGGGACGCAGGGUAGAAUAUCAGCGUCGAAGACAGUAAAAAUCACGGAAAUCGAUAUGGAACAACAGGUGAUGUUGACGAUAACGUUGGAUAGCUAUCCAGAAGCGGGUCAGAUCACUAUUCCCGCGGGUUUCUAUGGAUCUACGGAGUUGGAUGUGAGACUGUUUGAUACCAAAGCUAGAAUGUUGAAACUGAGAGCCGUUAUUCAUAUUGCUAAAGGUCGUGGUAUACAGAUUUCUAUCAGUGCUCCAUUCUGGUUGGUCAAUAGAACUGGUAUACCUUUAGUUUUCCGACAGGAUGAUUUGGAUAGUGAGAGCUCGGGACAGUUCUCCGAAAAUGAACAAGCCCGCAUGAUCUCUCCUUUCAUGUUUGCGUUUUCGGAUCCAUCGAGUUCGGGCUGUCUGACUAUGCGUCUAGGAAGGCGUUUCGGGCAAGGAUUGAACUGGUGUCAACCCUUUAAGUUGGAACAGGGUACGAAACAUAGACAAUUAGUCAGCGGUAAUGAAUCAUUUAUUAUUGGAAUUGAGGUACGGCGAGCACGGGGUCGAUACAACCAGACAUCCAUAGUGACCUUCUCCCCUAGAUACCAACUGUACAAUCGAAGUUCGUACAAGCUACAAGUAUUACAAAAAUGUUUCACGGAAACGGUGUACGAUCCCGCUGCUAAAUCUGCCUUCAUUGAAGCUGUUCCUGGUUGUCAUAUAGCAUUUCAUUGGCCGCGGUUGGAUAAAGAACAAGAAUUAUGCGUUCGCCUUCCAGAAGUACCGGAAUGCUUAUGGUCCGCCGGUAUUCCAAUAUACGAAACGCAAAGUCUGUACAUCAAUCUGCGAACAGUGAACGGAGCUAUGCAAUUUCUACGUUUAGAAACGAUUCUUCAUGGUGCGACAUACUUUAUGAUUUUUAGCGAUGCUCAAUCGUUACCACCCCCCAUCCGGCUUGAUAACUAUUCCGAAGUUCCUAUCCGAUUCCACCAGGCAGCCGCUAAACACCAGUUCAAGACGACGGUUAGACCGCGAAGCUCGAUUGCUUACGUUCUUGACGAUCCACUGGGGAACAAAUAUCUGCAACUAGAAGCACCUGGCGGUGAUUUCGAGAACUGCUCACUAAACGGGUUUGAGAACUUCAGGUUAACCUACGAAAACUUUAUCUAUAUUGCAUUCAGUCAGACGUUUGAGGCAACUCCAUCGUUUGAUUUUGGAAACUCCAACGAUUGGGAUGUGAAAACACAACAGCUUGUCCUGGGUGUAACGGAUGGUCGAGUAGUUCUGGUGCGGAAACAGGCAGGGGAUCGAUCCCAGUUGUGGAGAAUGAAUCACGAAAAACAAUUGGAACAUGAAGGCUCUUCACCACCCAGUGAACCAGGGAAAAAACAAGCAAGGUUCGUGUUGGAUUUGGAAAGACCACCUCAACCGAUGCAGUUCAUCAAUUUGGUCGUAAGGCCGACAAAUCGACAGCGAAAGUCAACGCAAACUUGGCGAUUCACCGAAGAAGGCCGUCUUAUGUGUGAACACUCGAACAUGUGCGUUCAGGCGAAAGGCGGUAUCUUUGGGCUUCAGGCCGGUUCCGAAGCAGUAUUAGGAAUGUGUGUUUCCGAGACAAAAGCGUUGAAUAGGUAUGGAGUUCCCUACGACCAAGCCAUUGAAAGGCAGAAAUUAAGACCUGGUUCGGGCUGUCUUUCCGUAACCUACCGUAUGGAUGGACCAAUAAAAUGCAUCCAAAUCAAAGAUGUCAAAAAUCUGUCCGGCGGAGCUCUUGCUUUCGAUACUUCCUGGAUGCAUGUGUCUCACAUCCUAAGUGAACAACCAGGGCGGAAAUCAUUCAACGAUCAGACUAAGGUUACUAAGGAACAACAGGAGUACUAUGUUGUACUUAAACUGCGGAAAGGUAUCGGGCUAUCCCUGAUCUCCAGCUGCGAAGAGCUAGCUUAUGUAACGCUCGAAGACAUCAACAUGGAACUCAUCUCUACUCCUACCGUCCUUUCGCUGGACUUCAGUGUAGGAGAUAUGCAAAUCGACAAUCAGCUUUUUGAAACAUCCUGUCCAAUUACUUUGUACACAAUCAAUCCACCGUCAUUCAACGAAUCCCCGAAUCGAGCAGGUUUACCAUCUUUGCAACUGAAUGUAAAGCUACUACCAAGUCCAAACACGAAUGCCAUCAUAUUCGAACAUUUUAUACUAAGCAUCCGCCCGGUAGCAGUCUAUCUAGAGGAACGGCUCAUCCUGCGACUGAUCAAGUUCACCGGUUUAGCCAAAAAUCCCGUUGAUCCGACUGCUCUUCCCGACGAAUCUGAUUAUGAAGCACAAAAGAUUGUCUACAAGGUUCUCGAUGCUAACGUGAAGCGAUUUUAUUUUGGCGAUCUACAGAUCGUUCCAAGUCAAAUAAGACUGAGCUUCAUUACCGCUUCCAAACUGGCACCCGAGUUCGCCGAGGUAAAGAGAAAUCUCGGAUUUACCUUCAUUAAGUUCGAAGACGCGAUUAUUAACUUUGAAAAGUUUACGCACAAAUGUCAUUUCGAAACAAUGGAUGCAUACUUAAAUGCAAUAAAAAUGCACUACAAGCAAGAACUCAAAUGGCAGGCUGCGUCCAUUCUUGGCUCCGUAGACUUUUUGGGUAAUCCGCUAGGCUUCGCCAGUGAUCUUACGGAGGGAGUUUCUGGUUUGCUGUUGGAAGGAUCAAUAUCAUCACUAGUCAAGAAUGUUACACAUGGGAUAUCUAAUUCAACGGCUAAACUCACUGAGACAAUAUCCGAUGGUUUGGGCAAGGUGGUAUUUGAUGACGAACACGUUGAAGCUCGUCAGAAGAUCUUAGAUGUGUCAGGAGGUAGCGGAAGCACAACCGGUGAUCAUUUAGUUGCAGGUUUCAAAGGAUUCACCUUCGGUUUGGUGGGAGGCGUUACGAGUGUUGUCAAGCAUACCUAUUACGGCACAGUAAACGAUGGCUUUUCUGGUUUCAUAACAGGUCUUGGAAAGGGCUUGGUAGGAACUGUCACGAAACCAGUGAUUGGAGUGCUCGAUCUGGCAUCGGAGACUGCGAAUGCGGUUCGAGAACAAAGCAAAAACUCUAGUCGAAUACUACCCGAGCGAAAAAGACACCCACGAGUUGUGACAGGUGGCCCUGGGGGACUACUGCCACCGUACUCAAGUCUCCAAAGCAAAGGUCAGCAGUACCUUUUUUUGAUUAACAAACGAAAUUUUGCCGAACAAUUUAUGGCAUAUGAACCCUGUCUGUUAGAUACCAAAGAAUCAAAAAUGAGACUUCUUGUUUCCGCUGAGAACGUUUGGGGUUUCUCGAAAAACGAAGAUACCACAACAAUUGUUUUCCACUAUCGGCUCAGUGAGAUUAUCUCGUGUCAGCCGGUGAUUAAUCCUCCACCAACGGCAUCGGAUCCAAACCCUCGAGCGAAAAAGACAACAUACAUCGAGUUCUGUCUGAUGCUUCCCUCUAAAUCCCUUACGCCAAGUGCACCGGAGAUGGUGAAGAGACCUCGUGUACGCUGUCAAAACGAGGAGAUUGCUAAAAAAAUAUGCCAUCACAUCAACUUCGCCAAGUGCAUAUACGACGAACGUGAACAAACCCUAAACUCAAAUGCUGUGAUUGAACCGUGAAGUGAAACAAAACGUAAAACGUACUGAACUGUACCGGUUAAUUGAUAGUCCGUGCUCCUUUUGGGGCGAUGUUGAAAUUUGGAAUGUUGAAUCAAUAUUGGAAAUGCCUGUUGUAGCUUUGGUUUAAUAACAAUAAUUUUCGUUAUUUUUAAAAUCCCAAACGAAGCUCUAUAGUUUGUUGAAUUAAAUUAUUUUACAAUGAA